This is a messenger RNA of Caenorhabditis auriculariae, 20340 nucleotides long. Lineage: Eukaryota; Metazoa; Nematoda; Chromadorea; Rhabditida; Rhabditidae. The record is from the annotation of a GenBank genome assembly.
AUGAGUUCGCGUGUCGUCUCGGUGGCGGUGGUGGGCGCGAGCGGCUGCGAAGCGGUCCGCGGCGUGGUCGGCGUUGGAAAGUCGCUUCUGUGCAAUCGCUUCGUCGCCGCCGCCUUCGACCAAUUCUUCACAGAACAUUGUUCCGUUCUGUCCCAGGUUCGUUUUCAGAAAUCGUAAAAAAAUUCUAAUAUUGGUAUGAGUUAAUUAUCUUUAUUCAUUUAGUAAAUAGGUAUCCUGCAGAAUGACGUCUCAAAUAACUUGAACUCUGUUGAUUUUUGGUACAAUUUGCUCCAAGUAAAAAAAAAUUUGCAGAAAAUAAAAGUUCCAAAACAUUUCGAUGUAUGAAAUUAGGCAUAACUGUCUUCAAAGAUAAAAAUUUUGUUGUCUGAUCAAACGUCGCAAUUUGUUUGCGACACCCACUUUAGAAGUGUUUGUCGAGCUUUUGAAGAGAUCAGAAAUCACUUUUUUUGUUUUGUUAUAAUUGUUCAAUCAAUUUUAUUGAAGUAAAAUUUCUCGAAUUUCUUUUUUUGCAGACGGAUUUUUGCUGGUUCGCCGGUUAUCAACAGCGAACAUUGGCUGUACUGGGGCGAGCGAAUAUUGACGACGGAAGAAAAUUCGAACGUCGUCAUCCGGUUAAUUGAGCAGACGGGUAGGUAUUCUCAUCAACAAAUUUAUGUUUUUGAUUUUUUUUUCCUUUAUUUCCUGGUUUUAAAAUGGUUUUCCAGUAUUUGGAGGCUUUCGAGAAGUAUUUUAGACGGUUUUGAGAGAUUUUCGUAUUAAAUUCUCCUAAAAGUGGUUCUAGUGAAAGUGUUUUUAAAAGAAUUUAUCGUUCUCAUAGGCGGAAGGAGUGUUUUUCUCUAUCUGAAACAAAAAAGGGGAUGUAUAGUAAGAGAAACGUUCACCUGUUCUCUCUGAGAAGCCGUCAGCUGCUCAUUUCCAGUGUUCACUAUCGCACUAUUAUCUUUUUCUGCUCUUUUUAGCACUUCUCACCUGGAAAUUAACGAUUUGAGUGUGAAGUAUUUGUUUUUGCAGAGUUCCUCGACGAUGAAACGUACGAACCGAUCGCGGGGCCUUCCAAGGAAGAAUAUUGCAAACGGGCGGCCAAAAUCAACCUGAGCAGUCGCGACAAAUUGAUGUAUAUUAGAAAGGUGAGAACCUGGGCUUUUUACCAAGUUCUUGAACUCUUUUGAAAUCAAGGGUUUCAAAAGAAGCUCGUUCAAAUUUAAGUUAUCGGACAAAAAUCUUUUUUCUUUUUAAUUUUUCACUUUACAAGCAGGUUUUUUGUUCACUUUUUCGAGUUUCUUAGAAGAAUUUGAAGCCUCAUAACUUUUCUAAAGAUUUCUGAAAUGAAAAAAAGCUUUUGAAUCUUCAAAAUUCAUAGUUAUUUUUGAUAAUUAUUUAUUUCUCUGUAAAAGCUUAUUUUUUAAGUUUUUUUUUAAAUUGUAUUUUUACUGAGUUUUUAACCUUGCUCAAAUCGAGCUGAUUUACCCAAAUGUCCCGAUUUGUAGGAACAACUAGGGCUGGAAGCCGAUUUUCCGCAACACGCGCUUCCCGACGGAAAAUUCUCCGUCGAUGCUUUCAUCGUCGUGUGCGACGUCAGCAAGGCUUUCAUGCAGAACCAUGAAACGUCCGUUUUUAUCAUUUCCAAAAGAUUUCUUUCAGUUUCAAUCAUAUGUUUUUUUCAGAAAGAUGAAAUUCUUGUCCUCGUUGCUGUCGAACGUGGUGAAGACGAAGAAGCCGGCGAUAAUCGCCCUGACAAAGUCCGACCGAGUUGACGAGGAAGCGAGAAGAGCAGUCAUGACCUUGCUCGCCAGAAAAGAGUUCAAAGCCAUAUUUUAUCCUCCGGUUAGUUUUUCUUUCGUAAAAAGGUUCUUUUUUCAAAUCGUUAUCUUUUCUGAGAGGAUUUCUGGCUACAAAUUCCUGUUUCUUCAUUCGUUUUUUUUUUGCAGUUGGAGAAAUUUUUUUUUGAAAUAUAUCGAGCUACACAAUUUGAAAAGAUCCUUCAAUGUCCCUUGUUGAUUUAAUAGAUUUUUUGAUAUUUUUAGACGAUUUGCAAAACUUUGUGCGAAAAAAUAACGUUUUUUGAUUUUCUCAAUGUUCUCAAUGAGGAGCACCUGCAAACAUUCUCGAUUUUCUCUCAAGGGACCACUUUUUUUCCUUAGCCCUUUUGAUACUUUUUUUCAGUAAAAUGUUUUAAGAUCGAAGUUUCCUCCAUCUUCAACGUCAACGUCGACGAGAUUUUUUUCACCUCGCUUGUCAUUUGGUUCUGAAAAAAAUAAGCUGAAAAAGAAAGGUUUUAUUAAAAAAAUCCUCAUUUUUCAUUCUUUAUUUAUUAUGUUCAGCCUUUGCCCUAUAGUGAAGCGGCUUUUUUUGGUAGAUGAAUCUAGGCAAAGAAUAAAGUUGGUUUUUCCAAAUUUAUUAAUGAAAAAAAUUGGAAAUAAGAAUAUUUCAGAUCAGUCUAUCUUAAUUUAUUGUCAUCGGUGAUUCCUGUGAAAAGCUGGCCCGCGCAGAGGUUUACAUGGAAUCGGUAGGUUUCAAAUUUUUUAAUUGAAAAUUGAUGAGGAAGCAGUUUUUUUUUCAAAAUAUUAAAUCUCCUACCAGUUACUGAGGUGACUGUUAAGCACACAUCAGUUUAAUUAAUUUAGUCAAGCAUUUUUUUUUUUUGAACUUUUUUUUUUCUCCAAGCAAUCAUCACGUAGUUUGUACGAGCGAUUUUUGAAUAUAAACAACUAAAAAAAAAGUUCAAGUUUUAAAGUGUUCGAAAAAUGAAUAACUCAUCUUACAGGCUCCUGGCUGAUCUCGACCGACACCCGGAUUUCAUAGCUUUUGUCAAAAUUUUCGGCCAAAGGGAGGCUUACAAUCUCUACGAGCAACAUGUUUGCGAGGCGAAAGAACACUGGAUGAGCUCCAAGUUCGAUUUACAUCUUUUUUUUGUUUAGAAAAAUGUUUGAAAAAAAGCUUCAUCGUCAUCAAUGAAGCUUUCCACUUGGAAAAAUUGAAAUGAAGAACUUUCAAAAUCAAAAAUAGCAAAUAUAAAAUACCUAUUUGAAGUUUCUUCACCAUUUUUUUCCUCUUCAGACUUCGAUCCUUUAUUCCGCAACUUCCACAAAUCUUCGCGACCCUACUGGAACGUCCAGAUUUCGAGGAUUUGGACUGGAGUCUGGCCAAAGAAAAAAUCGUCUCUCAUGCCCUUUUUGAUGACUUUUUUCAGCCUAUUGGCAGCUUGGGUUUUUCAAAAUGGAAUUUUACUGUUAAAACAAGAAAUAUAUUUGUAGGUCGUCAAUUGGAUCCGAUGACGCCUGAUGGUGACUAUUACUCUCGAGGCGAUCCAAGAGUUCCGGCGGAGAUUCUCAUGCGCGAAGAGGCUCGCUACACUUUCGAGAGUUUCAAGGUAAAACUUGACUUGACCAGCCAAUUCUGAGUAAGGGUCGUCUGAAAGUUGCGACUGAAUCUGGGAAAUUAUCAACCCUGACAUUUUAUAUAUUAUCAAAUUACAGGAAAGGUUAUUUUCAUGUGAAGUUUGAAGGUCUCCAAAAAAAUUUUCAAACCUGUGACAGCUGCGAAAGUUUUUAUUUUGGAAUUGUGAACUUUGAAAAUUGAAAAACAAUGGUUUCAAGGUUAAUCCAGCAUUGAACGCAAACUUCAAAAUACAUAUUUUCAAAGCCGAAAAUUUAUUAAAUUUCUGAGAAAAUUUCAAACUUCACACUGAAAUUAUGUUGAUUUUCAGUUGAGUUGCCUUUUAAAGUGUAGAUUUUUCCGCUUGAUCGUUCUAUUACCCAUUUGUUACAAUUUAAAACUGUCUUACUUGUCUGAGCUCUCCUUUCCCUCACCGGGGCAGUAGGAGAAACGUAAAAAAGUGAAUGUAAAUGAAAGCUAAAAGCCGCUGAUCCAAGCCAAUAAGAUUAGGAAACUUUUUUCCCAGAAAGAAGCGGAAACAGCGCGAAGAAAAGAGAAGCUGGAGGAAGAUUUCGAGAACCUUCUCGCCGAGUCCAAACACAUCACACCCGGGAAACCGCUCAAAGAAGUUCAUUUGUUCCUCCAGGUUUUCAUAGUUUCCAAAAAUCCAGUCUGACAACUUUAUUUGAGGGUUUUCCCGCUUUUGAUUUACUCUCACCAAAUCAAGCCGCAACUGUCUACGACCGUUAUCAGGUACAAAGACUUUUAUAAUUUAUACUUAUUUCCUUCACAAAAAUGACUAGGAAUGAAGAUAGGAGUAAUAAGUUAUCGAAUUUUGGAUGUAGGGUGAAAAAAUAGAACCCGAUUUUGAGACCUAGUGAUGAUACCGCGACUAAUAGUUUUCAUUACGAAGGUUUUGGCUCAGCCAAAUCAAAAGAUUCUUCAGAACGACCUGAUGAAAAGAGCCGAAUGCGAGUUCAUCGAAUGUCUUCUGGAGUACGUCGAGCUGUUCACUGACUCUCUGAAACGCAUGCACUAUGAAAAUCUGACUCCUGCCCAGUUGAACGUGAUCAAAGACGUCCUGGAGGCGGACUUGAGGUUAGGAUAUUGAGAUAUUUUUGAGUAAUUUUGUUUUGAACUAUUUAUUUUUCGAGCUUACUGAAUUGAAAUAAGGUAACAAAGAGGUUUAUAGUUGGCAGAAAGAAAGCCUUUGUGUACAAUAUUUUUAAAAAAACUUCUUUCAUUAAGAAUCUUAGUUACUAAUAAAAAAAUGAUAAUUUUUCGAAAGGUUUCAGAAAACCUAAAAAGAAAAACUGUAGAUAAAAAGUUCUUACGAAUAAUCCAGUAUUGAAUAAAAAAAUUUUUAAAGAGCUACAAUUAUUAUUAUCAAAUAUUGGAAAAAUUUGGAAGACUUUUUAAGAUUAAAAAAAGUUCAAUCAUGAGUUUUGAAUUUUUAGAAAAUCGAUCUUCUUCGUGUUAUUUUCCACUACAUUCUUUUUUCCACUACCCAUUUCUGCCUUUUUUUUUCUCAACAUAUGCGAUCCUUUUUUCUUUAUUCACUUCUCGUCUAUUUUUUUCAUUCAAAGAAUCGUUUUGAAGGUACCGAUGGUUGUCGAGAGUUUUCGAGCUCCGGGAAAAGCUCAUCCUCGAUAUGUAUUCUUUUUGGCGGCAGCCGAGUCCGCCAAAAUGUUUCAACGGAUCGAGAUGCGCAGAUUUCGUUGUUCCAGACGCCUUGGAGAAGUUUUUCCAUAGGUUUUGGUCAUUUCGAAUAUUUUCCCGUUAGUUUUCUUUUACAGGAGAAACGACAACUCUUACGUUCAUUUGGUGGAUGUGACAGUGCAUGGAGACACUUCGAUCGUGGCUCAGUUUAUCACCGAAAUCAACGUGAGAUUUUCGGAUUUUCAAUGAUUCAGUUAGGUUUCUGGAUCAGUGAAAAUGAACUUCGAUCUGAGUCGUUUUUUUUUUAUUGAAGAUUAUAAGUUUUUUUUUUGGAAGUAUGGAAACGCAUUUGCCUCAUAGGUUUUAGUAGAGAUAUAAUCAUAUGAUUGUAACAUUCAUGAGAUUUUGAAUUUUUCAGUGUUUCCUGCACAGCGACCCUUUUCAAAGCGGCUGCGGCUCUUCUUUGAUUCGCUGUUUCGGCGAAAUCGAAGGCGAUGAUCGCGAUUCAAGCCGGACCAAUGUAUAUUUGAUUGGUGGGUUUUUAAUGAGGAAAUAGAGUUUUAUAGUUUUUCUGAAGGUUUUGGCGGUCUUUUGCACUUUUCAUAAGUCAAAAAAGUGGUCGAACUAGUUUCUGAAGUGAAAAGAACCUAUUUUUUCGAAUAUUCUUUUCUCAUUCUAAUUUGAAGGACUCUCCGAAAAUCUUAUUUUCAGACUCCCUCGACUCACUGCACACGUUCCGAGAGAAGGAGAAGGUCCGCAAUGGCUACAUUCCUUCGCUUUUUGUCGUCGUCUGCGACCCCUCCAACUACGACCUGAUUCCUGUCCUCCAGCAGCACGUACUGAUUGAUUCUCUUGAUUCUUCUUCAUUUUUGUUCAAUUUUCAAAUCAAUACUCAGGGCGCGAAAUUGGCCGCCGAAUGCGACGGCUCCUUCUUUGGCGUCGGUUCGACGUCUGGAGAUGAUACGACUUGUCCCUCUUUCUCUAGUGAUUGCAGCUCGUUGAUUGGGUAAUUUUCGAUUUAAAAAUUGAUAAAGGGGUCAAUUCGAAAGGACUUGACUCAGAAGAAAUUUUCGUUUUGUGAGAUUUUCCCUCUAGGCCGAGUUUGAAACUACAGGGUGGCCAAUAAAUAUUGAAACCGUUUUUUGUUUGAUCGCUGCUUUUUGCACAAAGGACUGGCCAUUGAAUUUUUUUGUUUAUUUCGUUCAUUCAUGCUCACUUAUCAUGUGUUUGAAGUUACAGAUCAUACUUUUCAGUUUUCAGGUAAUGGUGGCCCAUCUCCGUACCGUACCGCAUUCAUUGAUUGUGUCAAAAGCUGAAUGACAAAUUCAGAGAUCGUUAAAAAGCUGAAAGUGUCUCGUGUUCUCGUUUUUCGAACUGCACAACGCUAUUGGCGUCUCGGUACUUCAGAUGACAUUCAAAGAAGGGGACGUCCAGUCACCGUCACGACUCCAGAAGCAGUCAAAGCCGUUCGAGAGAAAAUCAGACGCACUCCGGAAAGAAGCGUGAGAAAGAUGGCAAAAGAAGACGAAAUGAGUCGAGAAUCGAUGAGAACUAUUGUCAAGGACAAGAUGAAGAUGAUUCCCUACCGUAUGCAGAAAGGUGCCUUCCUCAAUCAAAAAAAACAAGACAUUGCGGAUGAAAAAGGCUCGAAAGCUGCUCGCUGGCACGAAAGAUGACUCGCAUCUGACGACGCUAUUUACCGACGAGAAAAUCUUCACUGUGGAGGCGAACAACAACGGCCAAAACCAUCCGAUCAUUGCUACUGACUAUCAGAGUGCCUGUGAAAAAGGAAAAAUUCUGAAUAAAACUUCGCAUCCGGCUUCCGUGAUGGUUUUUACCGGAAUUACCGCUGACGACAAAACUCCGCUGAUUUUUGUGGAUCCUGGAGUCAAAGUGAACCAAGUAUACUACAGGGAGUAGAUUUUAAAGUUGAGGGUGUUGCCCUGAGCCAGUUCUCACUACGGAAACCGACCAUGGACCUUCCAGCAAGACGGCGCCCCCACUCAUCGUGCCAAAGGGACUCAAGAGUGGUGUCGCGCCAAUUUUCCGAGUUCAUCUCGGCUGCUGAUUGGCCUGCUUCCUCGCCCGACCUCAACCCGAUGGACUAUACCGUGUGGGGAUAUCUGACCGAGAAGGUCUCUUCUAAGAACUACCCAAGUAUCAAAGCUCUGAAGACCGUGCUCAUCAAGAAAUGGGACGAAAUCGACGACGACUACCUUCGUGCCGUGAUCGAUGCGUAUCCGAAGAGACUGAAGGCCGUUAUCAAAGCUAAAGUAGGAAGUUUUGAAAAUUAUUCUUGAAUUUUGUUUCUAUAUUGUAUGAAUAAAAUUUGUUCCAAGUUUGGUGGUGUUUGGUUGACUUUUGAGAUAGUUAUAACGUUUCAAACGCGUUUCAAUAUUUAUUGGCCACCCUGUACCUGACGCGAAAAUUAGUGGAUUUUCUUGUUUGAUUUUUUUAGCUUCGCUUUUAUUAUGGAUAAAUUUUCAGUAGAGAGCGUGUGAUGGGAAUUUGCGACGCGAUCUGCUCUUCCCAGUUGACCAGAAGAAGGUCUGAUCUGAGGAUUCAGGUGUGUUUUUGAGUGAUAAUGAGCCCAUGAUCUGGAUCUUACUAAUUAAGCGAAUCUUUAGUUUGAAUCUAUAAUUCGUGCUUCAAUAUACUAUAUAUUACAGUUGAAACAUAUAAAAAACGUAAUAGAAAAAAAAUCUCUUAAAUUGAAUAAAAAAAUUCAUGGUUAUAUCACAAAAAAAAACAGAAAAAAUGUGAUGUAAAACCUUGUAGGUAUCGCUGAUGUGUGGCGACCCUUACUCGUUAGACGCCCUUUCUUGGGACUUUUUUGGUGGCGUCGAACAACUCGCCACAUUCAGACCCAUCGUUCAUCCCAACCUCAUCAAUGGCAAGACUUCUUGUGUCUCCUUUCCAAAGACGUCUUUCAGUUGGACUCGUGCCGGUGGACAUCUUCCGGGCAGAGGCUGAGAACGAAGCCACGUCCAGGACUCGGGUCGACUUUACUUUCGGUAGCUAUCAUUCCUGGAUGACGGCGGCUCCGACAAUCAGUUCAGCCACGGGCCAACUUCGACCCCCCGUCUAUCAUCAUGGACAUAUCUUCGUCUAUUCGACAAGGUGGAUAAUUAUUUCCGAAACAGGCUUCAAAGUUUGCAACCUUUUAUAAAUUUCAAGCUCUAAUUUUAAGCCUGCAACGUAAGCGUAACGCUUCAAAAACGUCCAAAGCAUGGCAGUUUUAAAUUUGAAAUAAGUAUGUAAAAAAACCCUUUUCUUCAUCUAAAUUUCUAUGAAAAAUUUGUCACUUUGAGUUUUUUUGAGAAAAAUUUUUCAAAGCUAAUGGACUUCAUUAAGACUUUUUUUGAAGUUUCGAAAAAAAGGAGCAGAAAAAAUUCACGAAAAGUUUAAAAAUCUAAUUUCCGAAAAAAAUCCAAAUUUCUUGUUUGUUGUUUUGAACUGUCUCUAACUUUUUUGCACCAUUCCCAAGGGUCAAAAAUCUGCAUCCACGGCAUUUUCAUGAAUGAAGCUGAGUGUUCUUUUAUUCGUUAAUUAGUACAAGCUCGAAAAGUUCUAGCCUACAAAGCGUUCCAUUUGGCCUUUUUUGUUCUUUUCUCUACUUCUGUCUCUUUAUUUGUGCCUGCAGACGGGUGGCCUCAUUUGCACACGCGCGUGCCGCAAUUAGUCGGGUGCUGGACGACGGCUGGACGAGCGUCAGCGGCAAGUCCAUUCUCCUCGUCGCCCUUCUCGACCAUCCAGAUCACGUCUCCUACGUGAGUCUCCAUUUCACGAUGCGUAGCUGCUUUAUUUCUUUUUCGAAAAGUCUUGAAAGUUUCACAGAGGGUAGAUUUUUGGGUUGAAACAUUGAAUCAUCAAGAUGAGUUGAAAAAGCCGAGUUCACUGACUGCGUCUGAAAAUCAGAAGUUGUUUUUAGAACUUUAGGGGUAGUUCAUAACUUAUUGCACUUCAGGUUUACUCAAAAAAUUCAGCCUCUUUUCAAAGAUAAUGAUAAAUGGCUGUGUGAGAUCUUUCAAAACUCUUCAGUAUUUGCUUUUUCGCGGUUUUCAAGUAGUAUUUCCUCCUCAAGCGUUCCCUCGAGUGACUCCUCUGGGAAGAGCCAAUACCCGACCUAAUUACUGAGUCAUGCAGCCGUUUGCAGCCGGCGUCGCUUUCCGUCUGCUCGAAUAAUUGAACCCACCAGGCCACGCCCACUUUUUCUCAACAAUUUCUCUUCUGAGAAAUGCUAGGAGCCACUUAAAUGCUUUUCGAGAUGGAGAGGGUGUAGAGUAGUCAGAAAAACAUUGGUAAAACGAAAUAAUAUAAUGCAUUGUUAUAUAGAUUUUUUCCUGACAAGAAAGUAGAACCGAAAAAACCUUACACGUAAUUUUUUGCUUUGAUAAGAAAACCACAGAACAUAAAUUAGCAUUAAAACAUUUGAAGAUAUUUUUUCUCCUUUUUGGCUCAGUCGCAAAGACAAUUUUUCUUAUUAUUUUCAAACUUUUUGUUUGGAAACGAAAAUCUAAGUUCGAAAAAGUUCAGAGUACGUGACUAUAAUGAAAAAAGAAAUUUCUAUCUCACUUUUUUUUCUUUUUUUUGAAGUCUCCGGCUUCUUUGUGCUUGAGGUCAGAGGGUUUGGAAAUUUUUACUGAAAGGGUCGAUUUGAGGCGUUUUUUCUUGCGAAGAAUAUCGUAUUCUCCAACAUUUGCCUCUAAUGUCCUUUUAUGGGCUUUUUACUCGUAAAGAAAAGCGAUUUUCCGCGGAUCGCUAUACUUAAGAUCCAAUUCUCCGUGUAUAACACCGGCCAUUUGGAGAGUCAACCUACUCCAAAAGAAUAAUUGAGCCCAACCGACCACGCCCACAUUUUAUUGGAUUUUCCUGCAUUUUGCGUAUGAAAUGAGGGAGAGAAAAAGGAGAGGGAGAAGCUUAGGAUGAGAAGAGAAGACAAUGGGGCAACUUCAUUGUGGCUCGUGUCGACGUUGUCUUUUGGAGGCGAAAACGGCGUCCUCGUCCUCCUCGCUGCUGCGGAUAAACGGAAAGGGAAACAUUGGAGCGAGAUAGGGAUGUGUGGGAGCAAGCCCGCGUACAAGUACUUGAGUCCGCAAGAGAGCGCCAGACUCCCAGUUUCCUCCUAAACCGCAUUUUUUUUUUUCGUUUCAGUGACUUUCACUUUAUUUAUUCCCAUUUUUAAGCUUAAAGGAAGUUUUUCGGUUUUAGGAGGUCUUCGUUACGUUUGUUUUAGUUCUUAGAUUUUUAGGAAAUCAUCAAUCAACUCGGUCUUUUUUUCUUCUACUAAAGGAUUGCUUUUAAAAUAUCAAGACUUGUUUUAGGUUUUCAAUAAUAAGAUAGGUAUAAAUUGACUUAGACUCAUCUGUCGAUUCCUUUUUCGAGAUUCUGGUGCAGUUUUUCUAUACAAUUUUCUGUUUAUUUUUCCGGAGAUUUCAGGAGUUAGGCUUCGCUGAAAAUUUCAAGCUGUUUCUUCUUUUCGUUUGUUUCUUAGGCAGUUUUUCAGGUAAAAUAUUGCUAAAAUCUCUCGAAGUAAUUUUUUUCACACUUUUCUUUUUUUUUGUGCAACAAAAAACCAACAAAAAAUUCUAUUUAGUAGUACUUGAGCCUUUUUUCAUUUUCUCGUUGAGAUCUCUCUUUUUGAUCGCUUUGGUUUUUUUUUCGAGAGGCGAAACUCAAAAAGUUGAAAGGGCAGAGGAAUUAAAAGUUCUAGAAAAAGUAUUGGAAAGUUGCAAAGUUCCGAAGUAUUUUUAAUAUUUCCGCAGUUUUCUUGGAGAUGUCGUGAAAUUCCAAAAGACAUGUAAGAUAUAAUUUUUUUUUGAAAUUUGACUUCAAUUUGUUGCAGAACCUUUUAAAAAGAAUCUCAUGCGCUGAAUGUUUUAAAACACGGAUUUUUAAGAUGUAUCGGCGUUUAUCGUUCUGGAAUUCGGUCCCUAACUUUUCCUGAAUUUUUGAUUGACCGUGCUCAUUUUUCUCUCUUUUUAUCGUACUUCUCAGGAGAGCAACGUGUUGCUAACAGAGGGCAGCGAGUUGUCGACGAGCAUCGGGGCGCGGUUCAUCGCCGUCGCGAGCAACGAACUUCUGACGCCGGACGUCGUCGAGUUCGUCUUCGCCUUGCAGAGCAUGGCCAUGCCCAACUCCUCGACCACCGUCAGCGACAAGUACCGUUACAGGAACUCGCAGAGGUAUCAAAAAAAAAAAAAAUAAAUAUAAGUUUGCACAAUUAGCGAUUACAAGAACCCAUCGAAUCUAGUUAUUGUACAAAUAUUCAAGAAACUUUGAAGUUCAAGUGACAUUUCCUAACAAGCCGAAGUCAUACUGCUUGCCACGCAUUUAACAAUAGGGCAAAGUGGCGACAAAUAACCAAUUCAAAGGAGGUUAUGAUUCAUAAAAUCAACUGCAGCACCGACUUCUUCCCCGUCGUCGAACACGUCCGACCGACGACCCUCCACCUCAAAACGCCCACCAGCAUCAACAGUAUGUCCGACUCGUGUCUCAAAUGUUUUCUGGCAAUUUUCCUAGGAACGGAUCCGCCUCGUCGAGCCGCCGCAGCCGUCGCCGCUUCUGCCGCUGCUAAAAACAACAAUAAAACGACUUCGAAUGGCGAGGCGACGUCAUCUGCCAAGGCUGACGUCAACUCGACGAGGAGUAACAAGUUUAGGUCCGGAGGCAGCUUCUUCUUCUGUUUUUUUUUUCCUUUUUUCGAUUAUCCAGACUUUUGAGGAUAGGUUUUCCUUGUCAGUUGAGCUUCUACAUGCUUAUAACUAAAUAUUAGGCCUUUGUCUUUUUUUUCAAAUUUUUAGAAGGGCGAUGAGAAUGAUUAUAUUCAAAUACAAAAUUUUCGUGAACGUUUCGAGAUCGUCGAAAUCGAGUUUGAGGAGUUCGAAGCGGUAGAGACGCUAAUUCUUUUUAUUUACCUGACUUUUCUCGAUUCUCUAGACUUUGAAGACCAAAAGGAUCCUAUGUUAUUUGUUGAUCUUGCAACUAUUUUGGAAGAACUUCAAGUGACUUCUUGCUGUUUAUGAUCUAUAAAACGGAUUGUCGUUCAAUCAUGCCCAAAAUGUUCAAAAACAGCGUUUGAGCAAGACCGAAAAUGAAGAGUUUUAUGAGUUUCAAGCGGCGAAGCUUCUUUUUUUCUCUUUUUUUUUUGAGUCUUACAUCUUUUGUGUGGAGACUCUUCAUUAUUCUAUUUUUAUUCUAUUUUUUGAGGCUAAGGUUCCAGCUCUCGGAAACUCCGAAAAAUUUUUUUUUUCGAAAUUUUGUUUAAGGAUUUUUUUAUUCUGUUAGAAACCUUAGCAUUCGAUUGUUUUGGCCUCUGCUCUUUCUUGAUGCGGCCUUUUCAAUUGAAGUAUACGAGUUUUUGCAUUGAAGAGGCUCUUUUGAUGAAUAUGAUUGUGCUGUUCUUCAAUAGUUGGUAUUCUCACUGGUUUUUUGGAGACUUCUUGAGCUUCAUUCUUUUCAAUUCUCACUGUAAAGUCUAGCUUUUUUAUGGGGAUGUACUGGCGAUGUUUUUUCUGUGAUUAUUAAGUUUGAAAAAAUUAUCAUAAUUUACUUGAGAAGGACUCCGUGUGUUUUAUCUCAAAAAUGUUCAAACGAGUUUUUUUUUGAAAUUUUCAUUCCGAGUUUUCAAAAAAAAAAUGUUUUUGAUGUUCUAGCUCUAUUUCGAUGAAUAGGAAGUUAAAUUUUUUUUUUUUUGAACAAAAGCGAUGCAUUUUCCUUUUCACACUAAAUUAUGUGCAUUGUUGAUUAUUUUCUAGUUUUUUCGAUCUUGCAAAGUGGCCAUUGUAUUAUUUCUAUUUGCAUUUUGAAUUUUCAGAAAAGAAAUGGUCAGCAGACCCGCCUUGAUGCCUUCGCUGCCCAUGAACAUUAGGAAGAGCGAAAGUUUUCAGGUCAGUUUUGAUUCUCCAAAUUUUUUUUUCAUAAUUUUUUAUUCAAGUUAGAGAUGUUUUAUUUUGCAGACAGCGCCGCUAGCGACUCCAGAAAUGGUUGAAAUUGCGCCGGAAUACUCGUUGGUCAAAGUAUGUUUGAUUAAAUUCGAAAAAUGACAAGAAAACUUUUAUUUUAGGAUGCUCUGUCGUGUGAUGAGCACAUUUACGAAACACUAGACCAUGCAGUUUUGAAGAAGAAAACGACGCCAAGCAGUACGGCUUCGUCUACUGGCUCGAGGGGAAAAACGGUAACUUUAUCACAAUCUUUUUGAAAAAAAGUUUUUUUCGAAUUGUAUCAAAUGUUUUUUUAAUUUUUUUAAUGUGUCAUGAAAAACUUCUCAGAUUUCACAUUUUAGCAUGCUGUUUUAGUAGACUUGAAAUUUUCUACGUUAAUUGAUCGUUUCAAUUUUUUUUUAUCAUUUCGGAAAACAAGGUUGUCUCAGCGUUAUAAAGUUUUUUUGAGCAGAAAGUAUCGAUUUUUUUUUCAAAUUUUUCUUUUUUCAGUCAAAGAACAGCUUGACGUCUGAGACACUUUCACAACGCGACAACCCACCAAAUUCAGGUAAUUUUACUUUUUCUAAAAAAACAAAAUAUUUACUCUGAUUUAUCUCCCAAAGAAAGAGAAAUUUCAUAUUAGUUGAAGAUUACAAUUUUACAGCUUGGAGUUUAGAUUUUUUUAAAUUUAUUAGUCUCAAAUAUUUUGCGUGUAUCAAAGAUUUCAAAUGAGUCCUUUAAAAUUGGUUUACAACUUGAAGAAAAAAAUUUUAACUGCUGUCUGUAUGAUGACUUUUUUUGAAAAAAACUGCGACCUUCAAAGUAUUUCACAAAAAACAAAACUAUUAAAAGAUCAUCACUUUUUCUGUUUUCAAUCGUUGUUGUGUCGUAAAUCCGUCGUGUUUUGUAUUGAAGAAUCGUGUCGCGCCGGUCGAGCCGUGAGUAGACGUGCCAGAACGGCGUUGCCGGCGCUGAUGGAGCCCAUCCAGCUGCACAGGACGACGAAUCUGACGCCGACUCUUCUCGUCAACUCCUCCUCGCCACCGACGGCCAUCCGACCUGAAAUCAUGUCUCGGAGCGUCACUGUCGCUGUCAUCAACCCCUUGAUAACCUCUCCGAGGCGACUGAAGAAAGCCGACAUUGGUCCUCCAACUGCGACGCUGCGACAGUCGUUCAGUGCCGAAUCGCUGUCCCAAGCAGCCGUCGGAGAGAAGAAGGCCAAGCGAAGGGACUUCAGCGGCAAUCGCUUCGUCAGGAAGGUCGCCACCUCGUUCCGAUUCAAGAAGGACAAGCUGGAGGAGAAACGAGAUGAGGGAAGGAAGAGCGAAGAAGCGGCUGAAAGAAGGGACGUCGUCGAAGAACCGAUCGGCUCCAGAAGCCUGCCUCAAAGCCCUCAGGUCGACCGCAAGCAGGCUAAGAAAUAUGCAUCCCUCAGCAAGUUUUUCUUUUUUUUUUUUGGUUGAUUCUGGUGGAGGUUGUGGUUGAGUUUUUUUUUUAUCGUUUGGAGAUGAGUUUUAUCAUUAAUGAGCUUUGCAGAGCUAGAGUUUGUAUAUAAAAACUUUUUUUUUGAUAAUUUGCUUGAUGAUUUACUCUUGAGUUUAUUGGUUUUGCUCUCAAGUCUGAAGUUAUUAUUUAGUCGCUUAUGGAUAGUAGUCAGUAAAAUUUGGUAAAAAAACUAUUUUUUUGGUUAUUCUCAGGGCUUUCUUUUCAUUUAUGUGCGACAAAACGGACAUUAUAACAAAUUUAAGUUGAAUUAAUUAGUAAAUUCAAUGUCCCGAAAAAAAAGUUAAAAGUUUCGGAGAUAAAAAUGAUAUGUCGGUUUUUGAAAGUUAUUUGAAGAGUUUAACGCAAAGAGUGAAAGCUAUAUCACCGUAUUUAGGUUCGAAAUGAAGUAAUUUCAGAUGCCACUGAACGAGUGACCAACGCCCUUUCAUGGCUCCCGUCGAGGUCUCCGAAGAGGUCGAAUAAAAGCGCCACUACUGAGGUUUCUUCAUUUUAUUUAUAUUGCUUUUGAGAUUUUCCCCAAAAAAUGGAGGAUUUUCAAUAAAUUCAGAAAAAGGAACAUGUGAAAAGAAGAGACAGAAAUUCGACUCGUUUAUUGCCGAAAAGUUUUGAAUUGGCUAUUGUGAGCUCAUGGAUUUUCCGGUGUGAACAGAUUGGAUUUUUGGAAUUUUUUUUUUGAAAAGACUUUUUUCAGAGCUUUUUACGAAUUAGGUAGUCAAAAAUUGAGUUUUCUUUAUAACACCAAAAAAGCAGCUAAACAAAAAAAUCAGGAAGGUUGACUUUUAUCACUCUUUGAAGUUGAUCCAGUUUUGAAGAUGCAGGCAGAGAAUCUCUAUAAUGCGUAUAAGAGUCAUUUAGAACGUUUUUCGCGUAUUUUUCACAAUCAUCUUUCCAAAAAUACUUUAUUUUAGCCUAAUUUUUUUUUUCUUUUGAAAGCUAAUUAUUUGAAUUGAGUAUUUCAUUUUUGCAGAUAGCUUCUUCGGUGUCGAGUUCUUCGACGACGAGCGUUUCCGCUCAAGGAGUUGUCCUGCCGGAGGACACCCUCGAUUCUCUUUGUGCCGCCGCCUCUGGAGGCGUUCCCGAUUUCGUCUCCCAGUGUAUUUCGAUCAUUGAGGAGGUCUGAACCAUUUUUUACAUUCGAAGAGAAAGUCUUCAUGGUUUAAAAAUUAAAGAAAAAUAUAUUUUGAGUCAUUUUUGAGUGGAUUUUAUUGAUCAUAUUAUUUUUUCAGACGGGCGGUCUGGAAUCCGAAGGAUUGUACCGAGUACCCGGAAAUCAGGCCCAUGUUCUAGACGUUGAAAGGAUCUAUAGGGAUACGGUUAGAUUUGUUAACGAAAUGAGUAAGAAAGACGAUUUCCAGGGUGUUGUCGAUCUGUCUUCAGCGGACGUGCCGGUACACGUUGGAGCCACGGCGCUGAAGAAUUUCUUCAGUUGUUUGCCGCUUCCAUUAAUUCCGACAGAAAUACAUUCUUCUAUCAUUAGUUGUGUUUCUGGGGAACCUGUGAGUUUUCGAAGCUUCGAAUCAUCAUGUUUUUGGUUAAAAUGACUUGAGGUUCUUAAAAAAAAUCGCCAAAAAGUAGCGAGCUUGCACUCCACAGAAUAAACAAUCUUUCAAGUCCACAAACAUUUGAAAAAUGGUAAUCACACGGAAUUUAAUUUUCAAAAACUAUAAAAGGUUGUUCUGUUCUCACAUUUCUCAUUUUGCUUCCUGCUCGAUCAAUAAAAAAAACCUUGCUCAGAACUUGGAUCAACUAAAAAUGGCUCUGAAUGGACUCCCAUCCUGCAAUCGAGACGUUUUGCAAUUUUUGAUCAAACACUUGCAAAAAGUAUCGCAAUCCCCAGUUACCGCCAUGGACAUGACCAAUUUGUCGAAAGUUUGGUUCCCCACUCUUUUUAGGUAUGUUCUAUUUAUUCUCAACUAAAUAAUCAUCACUCGUUCCAGACCAGCAUUCAACAGCUACGAAGCCUUGUCCGCUGGUACCCAUCUCUACCAAAAAGCCAUGGAAGUAAUAUUCGAAAACGCCGAUUCAUUGUUAUAAAAUUAUAAUUAUCACUUUCUUUGUUGAAUUUUCUCCAUUUAUUGCUUCCUUCUUCGAUUGCCCUCCUACUAAUACGUGUACAUAAACUUAAUGGUGAGAGAACUGACGAAUCAACGAAUCCCGUGAACUGAUGCACCAUUCCAAUCGGACCAACAGAAAAACCUCAUCUAUUUAGACUCUUGUAGUUAUUUAACUUAACCAUUUUCAUAUGUGAUAUUUAUCGAAAUGAAGAUAUUUAAUUUAAACAUCUUUUUUUUCUUCUGUUGACAGGGAAGCAAGCUGUUCAACUUUUCAUGAACUAAAAAAAAGAAGCUUAUCUCAACUAAAAAACUCACUAUGUAAACAAAAGAAUAUUUUAUUACCUCAAAAACGUUAUUCAUUCAGACAAAUAAGAAACAAAUAACACGGCCAAGAGAAUUUUAACACCGCACACCGAAAAAGCGUCACCAGUCCGCUGAUUGGCGCAAGUUUAGGGCGCCUGAAUACGUGGCGUAAACUGCGGACAGCGAUCAUUUCUCGUUUCACUGAUCGAUUUACACGGUGUUUUCAAUAUAUCUUUCGUGCUUUCCGAAUAAACUAUUUUACUUUGAAGACUGUCGCACAUGGCUACGAGCACUAGCGAGAGCCAAACAAGCCUGGGUGAUGGUGAAAAAAGGUAUCACAAUGACAAGUCGAUCGACGAUCGGAUCCACCAGCAGUUAGUGUAUAAAGUGAGAAAACUACAAAGAAGGCUUUGAAUUGGAAGAGAUGUUCAGGAUAACAGGAUAAUAGACUUGAACAAUGUUAUUUUGGACAAGGAGCGACAGAUUCUCGACUUGCAGGUUGAUAUUUUAAACUUUAUAUCAAAAAUAUUCUUCUAUUGUAGGAACGAGUCCGAGAACAAGGUGAAGUUGCAAAUGUUAAGAACCAAGCCUUGCGAAUCGUUCAGCAAAAAUUUGAGGUUUAAAUAUCGUAUAUAAACUAUUUUAUUGUAUUCUCUAGGAAAUUAACCGCGAAAGAAAGGAUAUGUCAACGGAGACGGACAACUCUUUCGUUUUGAGCCCAUCCACGUCGACUUCCUAUUCUGCAAGAACUGAAAAAGUUGAACGAAAUGAGAGAAGAGCCAGGAGUUCCUCACCCGGUCAUGCCAUAGCGAACAGAAGUUGGUUUUUUUUUCAAAAUCAGUGUUGCUUUUUUUUUAACUUUUUUCUCUCAAGUUUCAUAUUGUGAAGCAUUUUUGAGCCCUUUCAGAACUGAAAAUUCGUUUGCAUUUUUAAACAGUUGAAUUUUCAAGGAACAUUCGCCAGUGGAACUUUUUCCCCACCUCCGAUCGAUCCACCAAUUGAUACGGACAACGAUGCCUCUUUUAUCGAAUCUGUAAGUUUUUGAUCUAAGUUUCGUGAAGCCAUUUUUUGAAGGUUAAACACCUGGAUGUGGAUGGGAUCAAGAGAAAGAGCCGGAAACGUGUGACUUUUGACCUUCCCCCGUCGGCUUAUGGGUUUGAAGAAAGUUCUCUUUUUAUAGAGAAUGAUUUUUUCAGUUCCACAGAAGAGCUGGCCUCCGCUUUGACCGAAGCUUCAUCUGAAAAUAGUUUUUUGAGGAAGCAGAUCGAAGAAUUGAACGGAUCUGUGGAGAAAAAUGAAAGAACAGGUGGAAUUUUUGUUUUUAAAUUCAUGAUUUCCAUGCAGUUUUCCCUUUUUUUUUUGAAUAAGUUUUAAGCGACUUUUGAGAAAAAAUUUUUUGAGUUAUCAAUGAACUUCAACCGUUUUUUUUAUGAUUUAUUUCGCUGUUUCAAACAAUUUCUUGUUAAAGUAUCUAUGAAAAUCGGAAUUUUUCCACGAAGUUCUUCCCAUUUUCUCAAAAAUAUAUUCUCACAGUUACGUAUAAUUAAAAAAAAAGUUGGUUUGAGUGAUUCAUCGAAUUUUUGUGAUGCAAAAACUUGAGGGAAUUCGAAAUUUUUUGAUUUUUUUCUUGUGGUUUUAUAUUUCAAGUUCGACUGGAAAUCGUUUUUUUUUUUCAUUAAUCACCUCAUUGUUAAAUCGAAGUUGUAUAGAGCCAUCUUAUACGUUUUCACCCCAGCCUGCAUUUUUAAACAUUAUCUACAAUUUUCAGUACGAGCAAGAAAUUUCCAAGUACUCUCGGGACGCAAAAACAGCCGGUCUGAAGGCGCGUGUUGUGGCGACGGCCCGUAUCAAAUCAUUGGAAGAAACCCUCGAAGAGUGUAAUCGGAAGCAUUCCGAACAGGUUUCCGUAGUGAUUAGGGCGUUUUGAGGAGAGGUUUUGACAGGUGGAGAAACUCCAAGCGGAGGUCGACACGUUGAGAAGCUCCAGGGAGUGGGAGCUGGAGCAGAACGGACAGUUUCGCGAGCAGAUUGCUUAUCUCAAGUCCGUUUUUUUGUAGAGAAAAAAAUGAUAAGAAAUAUGAGUUGAAAUUAUAAUGGAAGCUGAAAAUUUGGGAUACGGUUUUCAACAAUCAGUCGAAUAUGAAACAAAAAACGGCUACUCGUUGAAGUCUUGGGAUUUAGAAUUUUUCUUUUAGCGAAAUAUUCCCAAAUGAGCUCACAAAUUUAAUUUGUGUAAUUUUGAUGCCGAAAGUUUUUCUUAUAAUUUUUCAUUCGCAAAAAAUAAUUAUUACUAUUAAUUUUUUUGUGCUUUGAAAAUGUUUUCAAGGCCUUGUUUUAUGUUUUUUUUUCACUGAAGUAUGUCUGAAAAACCUAAAUAAUAACUUCCAGUAGUUGAAAACUGAAUCAAUUAUUAUCCGAAUAAAAAGCCUUUUCAGAGAAAAAUCUCACAAGUUGAAUGAAGAGCUUGACGUGAGCGAGAAGGCCAAAAGACAACUGGAUGAUGAGAUUCAGGAGGUUUUAAAAAUUUUCGUUUCCAUUUUUUAUCUCUUUUUUAGUCGAAAAAGAUCAUGGAACUGAUGGUGGACGAUUUGUUGGGCGCAGAAAAUCUCAUCGAGUACCAUGAGACCCAGAAAAGAGCCAUUUUUGAGGAUGUCGACAGGCUCAAAGGUUCUUUUAUUUCAAAUGACUAUUUUGAACGGAUUUUUCCGUUUUCAGACGCAAUUCUGGCUCAGGAUCGAUUCAUUGAGAUCCUCGAAGCAGACAUUGUUAUUUAUGAGCAGCACAUCGGCCUUCUCAGAGAGUCUUUGGGAGCUUCCAAGGUGACUUUUUAAUGACUUUUUAGAUUCAAAACCUUAAAGGAAUGUUAGAAAAAAAUGAAUGUCACCAUUUCAGUUGCUGUUUUUUUUAGGAAAUUUUUGUUAUUCUAUUGUUUUUUUAUAAAAAUCUAAGUGUAUUAAAAAAAUAAACUCGAAAUGUUAAAAAAACGAAUAUUGAGUGAAAUAUUUCGUUAAAUCUGUUUCAAAAAUUGAAAUUUCCAUUUAUUAAAAAAUUCUACAUUAUAAAUUCAAUUUUUUGUUCGAAUCAAUUCAUCGGUUUAAUUUCUGACUUCCAAAAAGUUAUUUCCAGAUUGACCACCGCGCUCUAAUAAAAUCGAAAGCCUUUGAAACGAAGCUUUUGGCGUUGGAAAAGGAGAAAGAGAUGAUCAACCGCAAGUCUUCAGGUUCGUUUUUCGAGGAAUUGAGAGAAUCGACGCAUUUCUAUGAUUUCAAGCCUUUUCAAAAUCACACAAUUAGUGUAAGAACCGUUCAUUCUAUAGUACAGAUAACAACGAACGAAUAUCGGAAUGCCAUAGAAAAAUGGGAUGUAUAAGGCUGGAAAAGAGAAAUUUCAAGCCGCUUCGAAGAAAACAACCCGAAAAAUUAUUAAAAUUAAUAAGAUGAGAAGAAGGCUACUCCAAAAUGGAAUAUGACAAAGCGGAGAAAAUUUCAGAAACGGGAUAG